Messenger RNA from Scylla paramamosain (green mud crab), 1930 nucleotides. RefSeq names its product hsc70-interacting protein-like. The transcript is spliced from 9 exons. The record is from RefSeq and is a predicted model, not a curated record. Lineage: Eukaryota; Metazoa; Arthropoda; Malacostraca; Decapoda; Portunidae. Gene Ontology annotation, molecular function: Hsp70 protein binding; protein dimerization activity. Bases 182 to 1573 code for a protein of 463 amino acids.
AUUCUACCAUAAAUUAAAAUUUUAAGCUAGAAAAAAUUAAAUAGUCAUAAAAUAUACGACAAAAUAUAACCUAGGAUAACCGAAACAGGGAAUAGUGCCGUAAUCUUCUCUUCUCUCCUCACGCUGCGUCUCGAAGCGUCUCUUACCGUCCCAAGAGGCAGGAGUGCAGACACCCGGCAGGAUGGCUUAUAGACCUCAGGAUGUCCAACGCAUUCAGGGGUUCAUCAAGGCAUGCAAGGAGGACCCAAACAUAUUACAUGAACCUCUCAUGUCUUUCUUCAAAGACUACUUGUUGAGCCUUGGGGCAACCAUCCCCCCUCCCACUGGACGCUCUCGUGCCUUCACCCGCCACUCUCCUUCUCCACCCCUGAGUGAUACCUACAUUGAUUCAUCAGAGGAGGAAGAGCAAGAGAAAAAGAAGGAGGAGAAGGAACAGGAGAAGGAGGAGGAGAAGGAGGAGGAACUGGUGGAGAGUGAAGUGGAGCUGGACAAUGAAGGUGUUAUUGAGCCAGAGACAGAGGACCCACCAGAGUUUGGAGAGCCGGAAAAGAUAGUGAGUGAGGAGGACAUGGAAGCCUCGCAGGAGAAGCGCUCUGAGGCGAUGGUGGCGAUGUCUGAUGGUGACCUGCAGAAAGCGGUUGACCUCUUCACAGAAGCCAUCAAGUUGAACCCAGAUUCUGCCCUGCUGUAUGCCAAGCGUGCCAACAUCCUCCUGAAGCAGAAAAGGGUAAAGGCCGCCAUCCGGGACUGUGACGAGGCGCUCAAACACAACCCAGACUCUGCCUCCGCCUUCAAGUUCAGGGGACGAGCACACAGACUGCUGGGGAACUGGCUGGAGGCGGCGAGGGACUUGAGAACGGCCUGUAAGCUGGACUUUGAUGAGCAGUCCGAUGAAUGGCUCAAGGAAGUGCAGCCUAAUGCCACCAAGCUGGAGGAACACAACCGCAAGUAUGAGCGUCAGAGGAAGGACAAGGAGCUGAGGGAGAAGCAGGAACGCAUCCGCAAGGCUCAGGAGGAGGCCAAGAAGGCCCAGGAGAAACAAAAGUCCAGGGGUCCGUCCUUCAGUUACAGUGAUGCUGGGGGACCCCGAGGUGGUGGUGGCUUCCCAGGGAAUCUCUUCAGUGAUCCUGAAAUUAUGGCUGCCAUGCAGGAUCCUGAGGUGGCAGCAGCCUUCCAAGACGUGUCCUCCAAUCCUUCCAACAUCUUCAAGUACCAGUCAAACCCCAAGGUUGCUGCCGUCAUCAACAAACUCAUCUCCAAGAUUGGUGGCGGAGGAAUGCCUGGUGGGAUGGGAGGAAUGCCAGGAGGGAUGGGAGGAAUGCCAGGAGGGAUGGGAGGAAUGCCUGGGGGGAUGGGAGGAAUGCCUGGAGGGAUGCCUGGAGGAAUGGGAGGAAUGGGAAUGCCUGGAGGGAUGGGGAUGCCUGGAAUGGCUGGUUUCCCUGGUAUGGGUGGGUUCUCUGACCCUAGUGGUGCUUCAGGGUCACACAGCACCCCAGGGGCUGGCAGCACCUCUGGGUCUGGUGGCUCCACAGGGGACAGCAAACCUUCAAACAUUGGUGAUGACUUGGAUUAAGGAAAGCAGGAGCCAGGUGUAGCUCCUGCCGGGGUGGGUGAAGAAGCAAAGGAGUCAUGGUGUGUUCAACUGGAGAAGUCUAUAAGCAUUCUCUGUUUCCUCUUGUCCCUUUCCAGUUAACUGGGUUAUGCUGUCUUGUGUAGCCAUCUGUUCUUGAUUCCAGAAUUACCCUGAACCUUCCCUCAUAUCAGAUGUCCUUGUUUGGGGAAGUGAUACAUGAGUUUACUAUGCUAUAAUAUAGAAGCUUUCCAUCAUACUUGAACUCACACAUGUUAAAUGCACUGUUUCUUUUUGAUGGGGGGAUGUGAUUUUCUUAUAUACCUUUUUCUUCAAAUUAUAAUAAAUGAUUUUCUCAUA